UGGGGGCUCAUGAUAACUACAUCUGCACAGAUAGGAUUAAAUCCGGUCUUUGUUUAAAUCCAUUAAGGCCCAAAACCUCAGCACUUAGUAGUUUUAUUUGCUUGUCUAAAAGUGUCUCCAAACUAUGCAGCAGGGCAAGGAAAGCAGAAUCCUGAUAGAAGGAUCUGUAUGCAUGGAAAAUACAAUUACAAAUAUGAAUCAUAAAACAGAAACUAAAAUGCAUAAAAUGCUCUUUCUUAAUAUAAUUAAUAUACUUAUUUUUGUAUUUUUGUGAGAUGUGCAGUGGGAUGCGCUAAAGCUGUUGCUGCUGAACUACAACUCACACCAUCACCUACAGGCUAAGCUGUGCCAAAUCAUUUGCUGGCUGCUGCUCAGACCCUAGGAUGCCAAGCACCGUGCUGUGGGCAACUGAUAUUUUUGGGAAAGUUUUCACUUUGUCGACAGAUGGGCAGCAGUGGGCACCGUGCAAGAAUGGGCACGUAGAGUUCAAGCGGGUAUCCGCAGUACGAUCGUGUUGCUGGGGGGUCGGCUGCAACCAUCAGAUAUAUCUUUAUGUCCAUGCCAGUGAUCUUCCCAUUCGGUAUCAAGAAGAAACCUAUGAGAAUCAGCGCUGGAAUCCAGUGGACGGAUACUGUGAGAAACUUCUGCCCAGUGACCGCUGGCAGUGGAGCGAUGUCACAGGGUUACGGCACCAGCAACUGGAGAGCUUUAUGCUCCCCUCUCCCCACUGGGAGUGGGAGUCUGAUUGGUAUGUGGAUGAGAAUAUUGGUGGAGAGCCCACAGAAAAAGGGGGCUGGACCUAUGCUAUAGAUUUCCCUGCAACGUACACCAAGGAUAAAAAGUGGAACUCCUGCGUUCGCCGGCGGAGAUGGAUCCGAUACAGAAAAUACAAGUCCAGAAACACUUGGGCCAAGAUUCCAUCACAUGAGGAUAACAAGAAGUUGCCGGAUCCUUUCAAUGACAUUACAGUUGGAGGUUGGGAAAUUACAGAUGAGCCUGUGGGAUGUCUGUCGGUGUGGGCAGCAUCUUUACAAGGAAAGGUUUGGUACCGAGAGGAUGUCUGCCAAAACAUCCCAGAGGGUUCAUCCUGGACUGAAUUAGAGACUCCCAGUGAGGUCAUACAGAUCAGCUGUGGCCCUAAUGACCUUCUGUGGGCUUCCCUUUGGGAAGGCCAAGCCAUGGUGAGAGAAGGUAUCAACAGGAAUAACCCAAAGGGAAGUUCGUGGACCAUCGUUGAAGCACCAACUCCUGAGAAUGGCAUAAUGCAUGUGUCUGUUGGAGUGAAUGUGGUGUGGGCAGUGACCAAGGAUCGGAAGGUAUGGUUUAGGCGUGGAGUAAACUCCCAUAACCCAUGUGGCACUGGCUGGAUAGAGAUGGUGGGAGAAAUGGCAAUGGUGGAUGUUGGACUAAAUGACCAGGUGUUUGGAGUUGGAUAUGAGGAUCGUGCGGUUUAUUUUCGACAGGGCGUCACUCCAAGUGAACUAAGUGGGAAAGCUUGGAAAUCCAUAGUGGUUCCCAGGGGAAAUGAAAGGUCAAACUCAGAAAGUCCAAAUAGCCUUCUCAGUGCCGGCUGUUUUUUCGGAGAUGAAAUCAAGGAGCAUUCCGAUUCGCCAAUCCCUUCUGACAUAGAGAGCUCUUCAGAACCCGAACAGUCUGCUGUGCAGGAAAACUCUUCUGAUUCAUCCGAACCAGCUGAUGUGGGCCCCAGUCAGCAGGAUGAGCCCAAGGAUGAGGAACUAAGUGCAGUUUUAGAGCUUGAUGGCCAACAAAAAGCAGGAUCUAGUCUCUCUAAAGACAGUGGUGAAGACUCUGCCCACUCAGCGGGCCCUGUGCCAAAGGCUGGAGCCCCUAAAUGGACAAGCAUUGACUUGUUGGAAGCACGUAUUAAUCCAGCCAGAGCUUCAGGUGAUAUGACUGGAUUGUCUACGCUUGGAAUAUUCACUGCAGGAGAAGAGGAGUCCUUUGUGUGUGAAACACAUCCUUUGUGGACUUGGGUAUCUGGGGGUGGCUGCCUUGUUGAGUCCCAUACGCCUCUGAAGUGGUUUACGCUACAGACAGGUUUAUCUGCCUCCAUGCAGUCACUCUCUUUGUCCAUCACUCCGGCCCACACUGCAGCCUGGCGGAAGCAGAUAUUUGACCAGCUCAGCGAGCGCUCCAAACGAGAACUUGACAGUUUCCGGCACUAUGAGCAAGCUGUAGAACAGUCCGUAUGGGUUAAGACUGGAGCUCUGCAGUGGUACCGGGACUGGAAACCAAACAAGUGGAUUGAUGUCCGUGUGGCUCUUGAACAGCUCACAGGCACUGAUGGCUCCCGAGACAGCAUUCUCUUUGUAUACUACACUCAUGGUGAGGAGAAGAAGUACAUACAUAUAUUUCUGAAUGAAGUGACCAUUUUAGUGCCUGUUGCAAAUGAAGCUAAACACUCCUUUGCCAUCUACACUCCAGAAAAGACCAAACAAAGAUGGCCAAUUCGGCUGGCAGCUGCCACGGAGCAGGAAAUGCAUGACUGGCUUGUUCUACUAAGUAUGUCCUGCUAUGAGAGCAGAAAGUUACAGGGCGCCCCCUCCAGUCAAGCUAUCUGGUCCGUUACAUGUAAAGGGGACAUCUUUGUCAGUGAACCCAAAGCAGAUCUCGAGUCUCUCUCUAACGGCAGGUCAUGUGACCAGAUGUUCUGGCGUCAGAUUGGGGGACACCUCAGGAUGGUGGAGAGCAGCAGCAAUGGAGUUGUGUGGGGGCUCGGAUAUGACCAUACAGCAUGGGUUUAUACUGGCGGUUAUGGCGGGGGUUUCUUUCCAGGUAUUGCUAGCAGCACAGACAACAUAUUUCCACAGACUGACACAAAAUGUGUGUAUAUCUACGAGAAUCAGAGGUGGAAUCCCAUCACUGGAUACAGCAGCACAGGCCUGCCUACAGACAGAUACAUGUGGAGUGAUGCUUCAGGCUUACAGGAGUGUACAAAGACCAACACAAAGCCUCCAUCUCCACAAUGGACAUGGGUGUCGGACUGGUAUAUAGACUUUAAUGUUCCCAGUGGAACAGACCGAGAAGGAUGGCAGUUUGCUGCAGAUUUUCCAGCAUCCUAUCAUGGGUACAAGACCAUUAAGGACUUUGUUCGCCGGAGACGCUGGGCCAGAAAAUGCCGCAUAGUGACAAGUGGACCUUGGCUGGAGGUCCCUCCUAUCUGCCUGUGGGAUAUCUCCAUAUCGCCGAGCAGUGGAGCUCACAAUAGCGAAUCAAUAGCUCUGUGGGCAAUUAGCAACAAGGGAGACGUACUGUGUCGACUCGGCGUCACAAAACAGAGUCCAAGUGGUUCCUCUUGGCUCCAUGUUGGAACAGAUCAGCCAUUUAUUUCAGUCUCUGUCGGAGGGUGCCUUCAGGUGUGGGCAAUAGCAAGAGACGGGUCUGCCUUCUACCGUGGCUCGGUGUCGCCUGCCCAGCCUGCCGGUGACUGCUGGUAUCACAUCCCCUCACCUCACAAGCAGAAGCUGCAGCAGGUCUCAGUGGGACACACGUCAGUCUUUGUUGUGGAUGAAAAUGGAAACCUGUGGUUCCGCCAUGGAAUUACCCCUACCUACCCUCAAGGAACAACAUGGGAGCAUAUGUCAAAUAAUAUCCGUAAGGUGUCUGUGGGGCCCCUUGACCAGAUUUGGGUGAUCGCAGACAAAGUUCAAGGGAGCCACAGUCUGAGCUGUGGAACAGUCUGCCAUCGCUUGGGUGUGCAGCCAAUGCAACUAAAGGGGCAUUCCUGGGAUUAUGGAAUAGGGGGAGGUUGGGAGCACAUUACUGUGAGAGGGAACAGGGCCGAUAUGGCCAAAACCCUGCAACCUAAAGAAAAUGCCACAGAGAAACCAGAUCCACAGGAAGAAAAUGGAGAGUCAGCCUUCUCGCAUAUAGCAAACUGCUGACUCUGCAAUACAAGAUGGCCUCUUGGAAUGGACCUUACCGGUGAUACAAUCCUACUUCAGUGCUUGUUCAUUUAUUGCUUGGAGAACAGAUCAGUCUCACGUAUUUAUUUAGCAUGUUGUGGGAAGUGUUUAGCUUUAACAAUGGUAAACUGUGAAACUAUCUCUAGGCAUUUUUAGCCCUUAACAUAUAGGGGACGCUGUGUUCUAAAAGCAAUCAUGUUUGUGUUUAUCAGUACCUUGAAGUGAAAAUAAUGUUAACCUUUAUUAGGAUAUUCAGUGGUAUUAAUAUUUAUGCACAGCUCACUGUCUCAUCUCUGUCAAGCUCCAAAGUUUAGUACAGGAGAUGUUGAAGGUCCUUGAGUUGUCAUAGGCCAAAUUUAAAACAGACCAUCAAGGUUUUCAUAGGUAGGCAUAUAAUAAGUCAAUUUGGACUUGAUUGAUAUCUGUUUGCUUAGAUAUCAAUUAAACUGGGCAGAAAUAGGAGUUUUCCUUACAGGAGAAUGGGGUGCUAAAUAUCUCCCAAACUGUCCUGCCCCAUUAUUGUUGUUUUUAACCCUUUAAAAUGCCGUACGACCACAACUGGUUGGGCAUUAGUAGGGAUGCUGUAAACUAUUGACUGAAUGAAUUAAGUACAGCCUAAGAUUGGUUUUAUUUCAACUUUUUUAUUUGCUUUUAGAGAAUUACUGUGUUUCUGGGUCAUCCUUUUAAUAUAAUCUGUCUCUUGAACAUGUGGUAUGAGAAAUAAUAGGCCUGCUAGAUGUAGAAAGAUGAACAGCGCUGGUUCUAAUGGAAGAAGAAGGAUUGAAUGUUUAACAAAUACAAGCACCACCAUGGCAUCUCAGAACUCUACAAUGUCGCUGUCAUGAGUGCCAUUACAAAACAGCACUUCCAAAGCAAAACGCUUUAAUAAUAGGUUCACUUUCUAGAGUAGUGCCAUAUACUCUUCUGUAAUUAUCUGUAAGCAGAUAAUUCUAAUAGCCACAGCUGGGAAACAAGGUGUUGCUUCCAAAGGUUCCCCGAGACUCCAGUCUAGUGAGAUGCAGAUACAGAUACAGUCUAGUGAGAUACAGAUACAGUCUAGUGAGAUGCAGAUACAGAUACAGUCUAGUGAGAUACAGAUACAGUCUAGUGAGAUGCAGAUACAGAUACAGUCUAGUGAGAUGCAGAUACAGAUAUCCUCAGCAUUCUCCUGGCAUUAUACUGCCUGUUAUGCGCUGUAAGCACAACCCUUAAUAUUCCUUGUGUACAAUACAGGCUUCUACGCUGAGUUGAUCCAACUUGAUUGGGUAUCAUACUGUUCCUGAAUCAUAAAAAUGAAAGGCAUGUUAGCCUUAUAUAUACCUCAUGCAAGGGAAAGCAUUAAACAUAGGGUCCCGUUUAUCAAGUUGAAAUUUUGUCCGAUCUCAAUGAAAAAUACUGUUUCUCCAGCAGAUUUCGCCAAUAUUUUUAGGAUAUUUAUGAAUGUUCAGUGUGUCUAUCUGGCUUUCCUGGAGCCCAAAGCUGCUGAGAUCUUUCUAUUACUCCAUAUUACUCAAAUAUUUUCAAGAGUUCCCAAUAAUUUUUGGAUUAUUUUUCAUUAAAGUGUAAGGGAUCUGCUGUAAUUGUGGAUGUACAACUUUAAUACAGAAUAACACACCCCACUCGGGGACAGGACAGAAGGAAUGGAGGUUUUGCAGAAGUUUCUUUAUGGAUGGUGUAUGAUAAUGCUCUUAUUUUGCCUGGAGUUACAAAUAUAUGUAUUUUUUGUAUAUUUUUAGUGUAAGAUUUGCUAUUGUUUCAUGAAAAAAACCCUACUCAUUUAUAUACAGGUAUGGGAUCCAUUAUCCGUAAACCUGUCUAAUUUAUCAAGUUGAAAUUUCGUCCGAUCUCAAUGACUGGCUUUCUGGAGCCCAAAGCUGCGGAGAUCUUUCUAUCACUUCACUUUACUCAAGUUUUCUCUAGAAUUCUGGAGUCUAAGGGAUCUACAGAUAAUGAAUAUGAGAAAGAACAAAUGUAAAUGACAAUAUGUGACUUCUCGUGCAAAAAUAAUGUUCCACAUGUCCCGAGACACAAAUGAUGUCCCAUAAUUUUACAUUUUCUUUCAGUAACCACACUAAGCUGGUCUUUUUGUCUUCCCUGUGCCUCCUAUCUAUGGUUGCUAGUCCAUCUGGUCCUACACAUACCUUCACAGCUAUGUUAGUGGCCGUUUUUCUUUUAGGCGUCUCCCUAUGCACCUGUUGAAAAAGGACUACUCACUGAAGAUGACAGAAGGCCUUUAGGAGUAGACGUGUAGGACUAUGAUGCCAGGAAAGUAUGAAUGACUUUCUAUCUCAAGUCAAAUCUAGUCAAAGGAAGAAGCUUCUUUAUAAAACAAAGGGAAAUCCCUGCAGCUGGAAUAUUAUUCUUCAUUCAUCUCUCUCAUUAUUUUCUCUUGACAUGUAUUUGAAGGUUUGACGUUUUCUCAUUAGGGGAAGCACCUUAAGGUACACACUGUAUGACUUCAGAACGGAAGCUGUAUGUUUAAAAAUAGGAUUAUUUAUUAUUGCGGCUAAUGUAGAGUUUCUCUGUACUCUUUAGAUACAAGUAAUAUUAAUUUGUUAUCAGCAUAGCAGAUGUAUUACUGAUAUAUUCCAUGUUUAGGCUAUAUUGGCUAGCAAACACUCUUGUAGUCACAUUCUUACUAAUGUGUAGACAUGUUAUUAUCAAGGAUUUGUUUACAUUUAUAUUUUUGGGUUCUAUUUUUUGUUUUGACUGUAUGGAGUUUUGGAAGAUGAAUAUUGUUGGUGUGUGUAUCCCCGUGGCUAAGCCAAACAUUCAAUCACACCUUUUGUUUAAAGGAAAAGCAAAGGUAAAAUUACCACGUUUUUAGGCACCCCUGAGCAAUUCUAGUCCCUUACCUGCUACCCUGGUGUCGCACUCCUCUUCUUUAAAAACGCACCAAAGGAUCACGCUCCAUCUUUUUGGUUCUCCUGGGUGUCCCUUCCACCAGUUCUAGUUGGGUUUCUGCACAAUCUUGGGAGAAGAUCUCGGCAUGACACACAACACAGUGCCCUUGCCCAGUGCAUUUUUUAAAGAAAGGAACACAAGCCCUGGGUAGUUAAUUUUACCUUUCUUUCUACUUUUUGUGAUGCUUUUAAAGGGGCGGUUCACCUUUUUAAGUUAACUGUUAGUAUGUUAUAAAAUGGCCAAUUCUAAGCAACUUUCCAAUUGGUCUUUGUUAUUUAUUUUUACAGUUUAUGAAUUAUUUGCCUUCUGUUCUGAUUCUUUCCAGUUUUCAAAUGGGGGGUCACUGUUCCCAGCAGCCAAAAAAGCAUUGCUCUGUGAGGUUAAAUUUUUAUUAUUAUUUGUUUUGAUUUUUCUAUUCAGGUUCUCUCCUAUUCAUAUACUCCUCAUCUGAACUGCUCCCUUGUUGCUAAUUUCAUUCUGACCCUAGCAACCAAGAAGCUGCUGAAAUGCAAGACUGGAGAGUUGCUGAACAAAAAGCCAAAUAAUUAACAAA
Molecule: messenger RNA, 7383 nt
Organism: Xenopus tropicalis (tropical clawed frog)
Lineage: Eukaryota; Metazoa; Chordata; Amphibia; Anura; Pipidae
Gene: tecpr1
Product: tectonin beta-propeller repeat containing 1
Exons: 25
Coding region: 384-3905 (1173 amino acids)
Cellular component (GO): lysosomal membrane; autophagosome membrane; membrane
Source: RefSeq, a predicted model, not a curated record